This is a messenger RNA of Suillus paluster, 3598 nucleotides long. RefSeq names its product SNF2 family N-terminal domain-containing protein. Gene Ontology annotation, molecular function: nucleic acid binding; hydrolase activity, acting on acid anhydrides, in phosphorus-containing anhydrides; ATP binding. The transcript has 17 exons. The record is from RefSeq and is a predicted model, not a curated record. Lineage: Eukaryota; Fungi; Basidiomycota; Agaricomycetes; Boletales; Suillaceae. The coding region runs from base 123 to 3500 and encodes 1125 amino acids.
UCCUAACACGGUUAAACAACUCCAACGCGUCUCAUUUAACUCGCGUUGGAACUUGGCGCGUCAGCAUCUAUCGUCUCCGAGCACCACCAUUCUCGUUUCCUCGUAGACAAAGGAUUUUGACUAUGACCCAAGACUUCCAACCUCGUGAUGGUCUCUUUUUUGCGGGUUCUGACGAUGAGGAUGAGGAUACGAAUUCGACAACGGCUCAGAUUGGCGUAUCAAUCCCCGGGCCAGCAUCUUCACAACUAGCUCCACCAUCCGGACUACCUUACCCCUCACGCGAGAAGCGUCUUUUCUUUGCCGACAGUGACGAUGAAGAUAUUCCACGCUUUCAAACUCCAAGGCCAAUUGCGAUUAAUCCGUCAUUAGUUAUGAAUGGUGAUGACAGUGAAAGCGACUUGGAGAUACCUUCUUUUGAAGAGGUCCCUCGAGCUUCCAGUGUCAGUAGUAUGUCUUCAGGGCCUUCUCUCAGAACGUCUUCGCCGGUGCCAGAUCCCUCUGGUGAAGAACGACCCGUCAAGAAGAGGCGACUCUCACAGUCUUCCAAGGUUCAGGCGCAUACGGGCAAAGCAUCAUCGGAUCAUCCUGCAUAUAUUGGAUCAUUUCUUGUCGGGAACGCCUGGAGUACUGUCAAAGGCAAAGGUUAUAUCAAACCAGGCGACAUCAUUCGCAUAGAAAGGGAUGAUCCUGAUGAUUCAAGGUCUGGCCCAUCAGUCUCAGCGAAAGGAAAGAAAAAAGCCCUUCCCGAUAAAGGCAAAAAGAAGCAACUCACCCUCGGCGCUAUGCUGAAAUCGCAGCCACCCAAGACGACAAAGAAAGCUGAUACGGUAGUUCGGCUUACGAAUGAUCGCGGUUUCGAGUUUGGUCGUCUUCCGCAGCAUGUUUCAUCUUGGGUUUCGAGGCUCCUUGAUUUUGGGAUCGUCGACUUCGAAGGCAGCACAAUGGUGGACUGUCCAGCCACUCUGCAUUCUGGUGCAGACUUGAUAGUCUCGUUGUCUGUAUAUAUCCGUACAUCUGCAUUCAAGCCACCAAGUACUUCCGCGGAGAAGCCACCGAAAACGAUGUUCAAUCAGAGUCAAGAAACACAAGAUGAACAAACUCUUAGAGAACGCAAAACUGCGCUACUAUCUCUCUUCGAAGCUGUUAACCUCCGCCCUUGUAAGGGGGCACGUGUCCAAGAUAAUGGCACAGAGAAUGAAUCUGAUGGUAUGAGCAAACAACUAACGCAACAUGCCGGAGGUUCCAAGAAGAAGAAAAUUGAAAUCGUUGGUGACGGCGAGGAGGUCGAAGUAGAAGAAGGUGAGGAACUGUCUGACAACGAGCUGGAUGUGAUCUACAAGAAAGCCCAGAAGAACGAUCGAUCAAUGGCUGAGAUGGAUCCUCCUGACACGUUUACAUUAACACUGAGGGGGUACCAGAAACAAGCACUUAUGUGGAUGCAUCUAAAGGAAUCGGGCGAAAUAUCUGCGAGAGAAGCUGUGUCUAUGCACCCUCUGUGGAGCGAGUAUAUUUUCCCUGCCGAACCCCGGGAUGGUAUAAUAGACCUAACUGAAAACGAGAAACCGUUCUACUUCAACCCUUACUCUGGGGAACUCAGUCUUGACUUUCCUAAAGCCGAGCGCAAACUCAAAGGAGGGAUCCUUGCUGAUGUGGGAAUGGGGAAAACCAUCAUGUUAUCCGCUCUCAUCCACACAAACCGAGAUCCAGAACCCAUCCUUCCUGAUGAUACCUCCAGGGAUCUUGCACGCGCUCGUCAGCAGAAACUUGACAACGCAUUCCGGUCAAGGGCCCUCGGACAGAGGAAGAAGCGUACCAAAGGCCCUUCUGCAACACUAAUAGUUGCUCCUACCUCACUGCUAUCUCAGUGGCACGAUGAACUCGAGCGAUCAAGUGUACCCGGGACCAUUAAAGUCACUGUCUGGCAUGGGCAAAAUAGGCUGGACUUGGACGGUAUAGAAGAUGAUUCGGAUGACGAUGCGCCUAUCACCGUGAUUGUUACAUCCUACGGCGUACUCGCCUCCGAACACUCCAAACUACUCAAGUCUGGUGGCCAAUCCUCCAUCUUCCAAGUGGAGUGGCUACGAGUCAUCUUGGACGAAGCCCAUCAUUGUAAGUCGAGGACAAGCAAGACCGCGCGAGCUGUAUAUGCUCUUCGUGCCAGACGUAGAUGGGCCGUGACAGGGACUCCAAUUGUCAAUAAACUUGAGGACCUUCAUUCGCUCCUGCUGAAGCUGUUUGUCAGCUUCAUUACUGUGCCAUUCCUCGCCCGUGACCCGAAAGCAAUAGAAAUAGUGCAAGUGAUCCUCGAGAGCGUCCUUCUCCGACGCGAGAAGAACAUGCGUGAUAACUCUGGAAAACGCAUCGUCGAGUUACCUGCGAAGGAGAUCACUGUUGAUACACUGCACUUUACACCUGCAGAACAAAAGAUGUACGACUCCAUUUACAAUGCGGCAAAGCGGAACUUCGAUCAGCUCAAUGCGAAAGGACUAGUGGGCAAGAACUACACGCAUAUUCUGGCUAUGAUUAUGAGACUUCGUCGGGCAGUGCUUCACCCAGACCUUGUCGCUGAUGCUAGCGAUGGAACGGAGACCAAACCCGCUGGAGACUCCAAAGAUGGAGCGAUCGAUGUGGAUACCCUUAUGAAGGACAUCUCAAAGAAUGAUUUGUCGAGUGGCUCGAAAGUGGCCUAUGCUGAGAGCGUCCUAGCUAGCAUUGACACGUCCAGUGAUGCAGAAUGCCCAAUCUGCCUUGAUGUGAUGCAAACGCCGUCCAUCAUCCCCCUCUGUAUGCAUCAAUGUUGCAAAGAAUGUAUUGUGUCAUAUCUUGCGACGUGCACGGACAAGGGAGAGGUGCCACGAUGCCCGACAUGCUCACAAGGACCGGUCAAGGAACAAGACCUCGUUGAGGUGCUCCGACCGUCUGGUCAAAAUAGCCUACUCCAGGAGUCCACAGGGGGCGAAAAUGAAGGGACGUUGACAUCAGGAGUCUUCCUGCGCCGAAAUGAUUUUAGGUCGUCCACGAAACUGGAUGCUCUAGUACAAAACCUCAGACGACUUCGAGAUCAAGAUCCAUACUUCCGUGCUGUUGUCUUCUCGCAGUUUACGUCCUUCCUUUCACUUAUCUCUGUUGCACUGGACCGUGAACGCCUAUCAUGGUACCGUUUUGACGGAUCGAUGGACAUCAAGAAGCGCAAUGCUGCCAUAUCAGAGUUCAAGCAGAACGAGCGGAAGCCCAAGGUUCUCAUUGUCAGCUUGAAAGCAGGCGGCGUUGGUCUGAACAUGGACUGUUGGUGGAACGCCGCCACGGAAAAUCAAGCCAUCGACCGCGUACAUCGAAUAGGCCAAGAGAAAACUGUUGAUCAUACGAUCGAAGGCCGGAUACUCCAGAUCCAAAAACGUAAGACCGCCAUCGUGAAAGAGGCGUUCCGGGGAAGCGAUCAAUCGGGGAAGGCAGACCCCGAGAGCCUCGAGAAUCUGAAAGUUAUAUUCGGUGAUGAUUAAUGACAACUCUUGUAUGAACGUUGCAUGUCCUCGUUCGAAUGUCAUCGAUCAACAAGGAUUUAUUCGUUGAUUCGAACGAUGCGAAAUGAUAUGAUUGA